AUGGCGUGCACAGAUACUGAAACUGGUGGCAUCGCAAAUGAAAAUUCACCCUAUCAUAGGAUGCCUACUUCUGCAAGCAUUCUCGAAGGCCUUAAUUCAAUAACCACUAUAGCGAAUAACAUAAUCACAACCAUAUCGGCUGGCAGAAGUGUGACAUCAGACAGCAAAAAAGCGAUUAUAGAAAUGGCGCAUGACAUUAACAGAAUCAUAAGAGAAACACAAAUAAAAACUGAAUAUACGGCAAGUAUUAUAGAGGUUAAAGAGUCGCUGCAAAAUACUAUUAAGGAAGAGAUUUCCAAACUCUCGAUACGCACUCAAACCAAAUCCUAUGCGAGUGUUGCUUCUACUCCUCGUCCUCCGCUGAGCAACCAGCACCCACACAUGCAUCAAAACCGGCUAUUAUUGUCACUCCUACUAAUAAAGUUAAUUCUCGACAAGAAGUUAUCGAAUCAUGGCGCAAGAGUAUCUGUUUUAAGAGUUGUAAUUAUGCACCCUCCAAAUUGCAAGUCAUAUCAAAUAAUAAACUUCGAGUAG
This is a messenger RNA of Parnassius apollo (apollo), 534 nucleotides long. Lineage: Eukaryota; Metazoa; Arthropoda; Insecta; Lepidoptera; Papilionidae. The record is from the annotation of a GenBank genome assembly.